ACUACAGGACUUUGGUUGCAACAAUGAUCUAUAUGGUCCCAGAUUAUAUCAAUAACGUCACAGCUCCGACCUGGUGUAUCUUCUGUGCCAACAACUAUAGGCAAAUUUCCCCCUCCCUUGUCAGACUGGUAAUUUGCAUCAACACUGACACUAGUUUUCAAAUUCUCAUCAUUGUGCAUACCGCAAAAUUUCAUUUCCCUUCUUAGAGUUGACUCAUUCUCCCCAUCAGCAGUCUCAGGUCCUUUUCCCUUCACCUUUCUCCUAGAGGGUUGAGAUCUGAACCUCCCUGCUUAAAGAAUCCCGUGGCUGGGUGUGUCCACCAACUGCAGCCCCUCUGGGCUCUGAGCAUCUACCCGGACACUCUCCUGCAUUCUUACUUUUAGAUCCACCACCCAGAGACUGGACUCGAUUUACAGGGACAUAAUCAAUGCCUACCAACAAGUCAGAAUCAGGAUUCUGCUUACUCUCCUCUCUCCAUUCUUGGUUCCCCAUCGGAGCAGACGGGCCCGAGCCCACCUCUGACCCCUCUCCCUGCUCCUAAGGGCUGAACUGGCAAUUUGCCCGCAGAGCCCUGGAGCUUCCUGUUUGCGGCAUUAUAAAACCUCAGCCUUCGCUGCCCAUUGGCGCUUGGGAAAUCGCCUGCAGCACGGACACAGCCUGCGGGUCGGGGUACACGGGGUGAGUGCUUGCUUAGCUCUGUGCCGCUGUUCCCGUAGCUUGAUUUCGCAGCUUGGGUUCGUAGUUCGUGGUGGUAACUGGCCAGGAAAGCCGGGCACGCGGAAGAGCCCAUCGAUGUCAGGCGCACACCGAUGCCCUUUGAUGUUGGCAGCAGAACGUUACCCAAAGUCUUCCACCUCACCCAUCCUUUUUGUAGGCUUUAGUUUGAACAAGAGUCUAUGGGUCUCGCUGGGUCGCGCUGCCUCUGGGUACGGUGUGAUGGAUCACCCGUCAAUUGCAGAUGUGACCGUCAGCCUCGGACCUGGCUUUGAUCUUGUUUCAAUGGCACCUUUGUUCUUUUCUUUUAGGGUGGACUCUUCUCACUUUGUCAGGGCUGUUGUCUGCAUCUUCAGCCCUUGGUGUUUGCAUUUUACCUUAUGGGGACAGGCUGGGGCUGGAGGUUGAUCCCAUUAUCCAUGCAUCCCUCACUCACACAUCUGAACUAAGUUAAUAAGGUUACAGCAGGUUUUGCAAAAUGGACUAAGCAUUUCAAAAUGGAGUUUUAGAUACAAUAUGGAAAACACAAUUUCAUUCUUCAGCUCUACACCGCGGGCCUGGAGCCAUCUCUUCUCGGGGGCGUGGUGGGGCCUUCCAGCGGGGAACAGCCGAGCCCACGGGGCAAAUGCCGAUGUCUUCCUGCCUGCACUUCGUGGGCAGCAGCUCCUCUACAGGACAUAGUCAAAGGGUUUAGGGGUGAGAUUCUGUCUGCUCCCCCUGCAUCCUUGUGCCAGAGCUGGGGUGUGUCCCCCACGUUGCCUUUCGCAGAGCUACUGGCAUGGCCAGCAGGAGGAAUAUGGGGCUCCAUCAGGGCGCAGAGCUGCAGGGAACAGAACCCGGGAGCCCUGCUGCUCUGACCACUAGCACCUGCUGCUCUAAACCACUAGCUCCCCUGUCUAGCGCCGGGGUUAGGCCCCCGGAGUCCUGGGUCCCAGAGGGGUGGAGGGGAGGUGGGACCCCAGGUGACUAAUGAAGAGACGGCCCAGGUGCCCGUUUUCACUCACACAGGUGCAAUCGUGGAGUUUCUCAAGUAGGAACGCAGAGGCAGAAUCAGGCCUGAAGUGGGCCCCCGCCCCACCCCCCCGCAGCUAGCAAAGGCCUCUCAGCUGGGAGGGCCGCAGGGAGCUACCCCAGAGGGAUCCCGAGUUCCUGCCCCAGCUCCGGGAGGGGGCUACAGCCUGAGGUCCCUCUGCUUCCCUCUCUCCUGGGUGGAAGGAGAUGGAGGUAGGGCUGGUUCCUACCCCCCCUCCCGUAGCUACCCCCCUUGCUGCAGCCUCAGCAGAGGAGAAGUCUGAAUGGGCCCUGGGAUGGAGCCCCCCCAAAGGGUCCCUCAGGGGCAGGGCCGAGGUGCACCAGGGAGGUUUGGGUUCUGUGGGGAGCGCCCAAGAUGCAGACAGCUGGGAGGCCCCAUGGCAAGGAGCUCACAGCCCGGCGUGGGGGCGGGGCACUCACCCACCCGGGCCCUGCAGCAGGAAGGAGGCUGAGGUGAGGUUUUUGCAAGAGGAGACUCUCCCCGGCCCCAGCUGCCCAGGCUAUCUGCAGCGACGUGGCUGCUGGCAGCAGACAGGUGUCCCGCCAUGGCUCAGUGGCUCUGAGCCGCUGGGGAAGAAGGCUCAUGUGAGCCAAAACCUCACCCACUUGGCUGGCUGAGUUAAUCUCCCCAGGAUGCAAUUCCGUUCCAAACAGCCCCUUUGAGAUCUCCUGUGCCCGACUCGUCUGCCUGCGCAGGGGCCCUCUGCCAUCACCGCCUCCGUCCUGAGCAGGUGUGUGUUUGCACCGGUCUGGAGACCAGACAGGGAGCUGAGAACGUACCUUGCACCGUCAUUUACCCCACGGGAGAGUGUAGCUGUCCUGACCUGGGGGGCGUUUCACGGGUGUAAACGCCUGCAUGAAGUGCUGGGGGGCCGGAGAACGGGGCCCCGAGGGGUUUAGGUGAGGGUGGCAGCACUGGGAAUCAAACCCAGAGCUCCAGGAAAGGGGGUGGAAGCCUCCACCACAGCCAGGUUCCUUUCUGGGCCGCCACCCCACCUCUGACCCCUCUCCCUGCUCCUAAGGGCUGAACUAGGCAAUUUCUCUGCAGAGCCCUGGAGCUUCCUGUUUGCGGCAUUAUAAAACCUCCGCCUUCACUGCCUGUCCGCACUUGCGAAAAUCGCCUGGAGCACGGACGCAGCCUGUGGGGUCUGGGCACACGGGGAUACAGACCCUGCUGCAGAAUGAACGUCACCGAGUUGUCUGGUGACUACGAUCUUGACUUUAACUUCACUGCGCCCAUCUUUGAAACGCCGGAUCCGCAGCCUUUCCGGCUGACCCCCAUCCUGUGGGCAGCUCUGGUUCUCUACUCCCUCGUCUUCCUGCUGGGCAUGCCGGGGAACGCGGCUGUCAUCUGGGUGACGGGCUUCGGGAUGAAGCGCACGGUGAACACCGUCUGGUUCCUCAACCUGGCGGUGGCCGACCUACUGUGCUGCCUGGCGCUGCCGUUCCUAGCCGUGCCCGUGGCCCGCGGCAACCGCUGGGAGCUGGGUGACUUCGCCUGCAAGCUGCUCCCAUCCCUCAUCAUCCUGAACAUGUUUGCCAGCGUCCUGCUCCUGACGGCCAUCAGCGUGGACCGCUGCGCCCUGGUGACCAGGCCCAUCUGGUGCCAGAACCACCGCACGACCCGGCUGGCCUGGGGCGUGAGUGGGGCAGCCUGGCUCCUGGCUCUGCUCAUGACCCUCCCAACCUUCAUCUUCCGGAAGACGCACGCCGAAGCGUUCUCAGACAAAGUGAUGUGUGUCCUGGAGUACGUUCAAGUGUCCAGUUACCAGACCGCCGUUGAGGUGUCCGUCGCUUCCUUCCGCUUUGCCGCCGGCUUCCUGGUCCCCUUCGUGGUGAUCGCCACCUGCUAUGGCCUGGUCCUAGCCCGCGUCCACAGGAGCCGUUUCACUCGCUCCCGCAAGACCAUUAAGGUCAUUCUUGUGGUGAUCGUCGGCUUCUUCGUGUGCUGGCUCCCCUACCACGUGGUGGGGCUGAUCCUGGCCACCAACAAGUCCAGAACGAGCCUGUUCAAAGGUGCCUCUGAGUCCGACCCCCUGACUGUGGGUCUGGCCUACGUCAACAGCUGCCUCAACCCCAUCAUCUACGUCAUCAUGGGCCAGGACUUCAAAGACCGGUUCCAGCGCUCGCUGAAGACCAUCCUCCGCAACGUGCUGAGCGAGGAUUCGCUCUCCGUGGGUGACAGCAGGAAGAAGACCAGAUUCACUCAGGAGACCAAGUCCACGAUGGAGGACCGGAGCAUCGGGGUGUGAGCUGGGGAACGGGCCCCUGGCAGCCUCACCGUGAGCCGGGCUUGUGACAUGUCAGGUGACGGCUGCCUCCCCUUCAUUCACUGUUGUUACCCUGGGGGGUCCAUGCAGGGCACACAGCUGUGUGGCCACCGCCCCUGCACCCUCCCAAGUCCUGCAGGCUGUGGGGUGGGGCAGACGGUGAUUUAAUGCACAUAGUGCCACCUCUACAUUUGCAUAUCUGAAUAGUUAUGCUCUCAUUCUCCUAUUUCCCCAUCAUCCAACCCUUUGGUGCCUCACUCCCCUUCCUACCCUCCCAGCUCCUGCCUUGAUUCCCUCCAAUCUCCAGUUCCCCAUGUCCCCCUGCUCCAAAUUCCUUCUCCAUCCCUUCCCCCGAGUCUGACCCCACCCGCAACAACCCCUCUGCCAUAGAGACAUGACUGGAGCAACACCCGGAAUCGCUCUACAACCACAUCUCCAUGGCUACAGGCCACAUUCUGGGUGGGUCUCCUCUCUGGCUAGGGUCCUCUCUGUGGUUGGAGACCUCCAUGCAGUGGGGUCUCCUCUCUGUCUGGGGUCCUCCGAGAGAGAACCUGCCUCCAGGAGGCUAACUAUAGAGAUAUGGCGUAUGGAGUCUCACCCUCAGCUCUGCAGCUGUCCCAGGCAGGAGCCCUGCAUUGGGUGCUUGCCAAUCCAAGAGCCAGGCUGGAGCUGGUGGCCCUCGGCCUGGGUUCCUCUCUCCCAAGCUACGGGGGUAACUCCUCUGCCAGGCAGCAGUAGUAGCCUGUUACCCUCUUAGUCAAAUCAGCCACAAGAGGGCGAUAGAGACCUGCCCUCCCUAGCACGGGGCUUACGGAGACCCAGGGCCGCAGGGCGUGACUCUCCCUGCCCCUUAUGCAGUCGUCGGCACCAGCCCAGGGUGUGAAGCACAGGUCGGAACGGGGCAGCGUUUGGGCACGCGCUCUGCAUGGGUGCGGCCGAGCACCUGAGAGCCAGGCAAGCAGCAUCCACCAGGGGAAGAUUACGGGAGAGUUUCUAGCCUCCCACCCCUGUUGCCAGAGGCUCGGAAUUUUCUGUAACUUCCCCCUUUUAGGGCUGGGAUUUUGGGGAUUAGGUUUUUGGAGCCAACCGCCCCCGCCCCACCCCCCCAGCACCCUGCAGAGGCACCAUUCCGGAAAUGUUGGUGGUUUGGGUUUUGUGUCAUGGGGGAGGACGACUGGCAGGAAAUCACCCUCCUGCUCCAGGGCACGAGCCAGCCCCUGACUGACUGGGCCAGGGAGAGACUUCCCAGGAGGUGACAGGUCUGAGUGCACCUCUGCCAGGCCCAGGCCUGGGACACAGCACCCUGUGCUGACCCAGGGGGUCUGAGUGAGUCCUGGCACCUCUGGGCUUCCCUUUGGGAGCCGGUGCCCAGCAAGCCAAAGUAUUGUUUGUUUUAACCAUAGGAACAAAGCAUUUAAAGGGGAAAAGGGUUUUAAAAACAGUCUGCGACCAUUUCUCUCCUACCUAAAACCAUUCUGCGAUGGGGAUCUAGACAGGGCCGGCGUCUUCAGUUGCCCCAGCGGCUCCUGCAUGUCACCCUGGCCCCCCCAAACAGCCCCUCCCAGGAGACGCUCGUUACAAACGCUUGAGUCCCUUUGCUCGCGGGCGUGCACAGGCCUCGGGCUGGCCUGGCGCUAUCUCCUACCAGCACACCGGCCUCUGGAGCAGCUGGGACUGGCUGGGCAGAGGUAGCGUGAGUCCUGCCCUGAUCCGUGGUCCCGGAACCCCCCAGGAGGUCUCACCAUGACCCUCCCUCCAGCCCCGUGUGAUUGUGCAUUGCUCCCUCCGGGCCUGGCAGCCCCGGUCUCUGCGGCGCCCCCUCGGCCCUGGGCUGAGGUCCCCCUGCCUGGCAGAUAAACAGUGGCUCUGUGGCUUGCUCCUUGGCGCUCCGCCUUCCUCCAUUAGCCUGUACGCGGCUCUGCUUACCCUGGGCGAGGCCCCUCCGUCGCCCGCUGGGUCAGCGCCAAUGUGAUCCUGGGGGUGUUUCCAGGUUUGCCAUAAACACAGACAUGGCUGCUGCCGGGUCUCUCCUUGACUCUUGCUGUGACGAUGAGUGUGGGGCAUCUGGGGGGGGCAUGAAGCCACCUGUUUAUUUGUCAGGGCCGGGGGACAAGGCACCCGAGGGGCUGGGAAUGGGGCUGCCACGCCCUGAAGGGAGGGUUGGGGUGUGUGUUACAUUUAGCAGUUUAUGGCGCUGUCCACAAGGCUGGGCUUCUCGGGGCGCUGGUUCUGCACACACUGUCCAGAGGUCUCUCUUUGCCAGGGUCCCGUACGCGGACCAAUUCAUGCACCACACAGUGGGGGGUUCUUCAGAUUCCUGCCCCCCCCCCAGCGCGCGGUGCUGCUCCCAGGAGACCCGAGUAACUGCUCCCCGUGUUCAGUGAAUAAAUGUGCCUCUUUGUCGCUGCGUUGGAGUUUGUAUCGGGAUGUUGGGCUGGUGCUUCAGGGUUAAAAACUGAAAAGCAGAAGCCCUGUUCCUAGCUGAGCUCAUCACCUCUGGUGUUUUCCUGGGCGUCUGCCGUGCGACGUAGCUAGGGACAGCUGCAUGUGGAGACAUGGGGCGGGGGCAGGCCAUGAAAGCAGCGUGUCUGAAAGGCGCCACAGGCUGGGUGCCUGGUGGGGUCUGAUGAGUGGAGGGUGAGGGGCUUCCCUCUGCCUCAGUCCGUGGCCCUGAAGCACACCGAGUCGGGUGCUUCCCAGCGGAUGCGGAGCGUGACGUUCCCUGGCCCCAGGACUCUGAUCCCGCGGUCAGAUCCGGGCCGGUGCAGGGGGGUCACGAUCCAAGGAGCCCAGCUGCUGGGUGCUGGGGGCUUUUCGAUGUGCCACAAGCGAGGGAGCGACAGGGGCAGGGGCAGCACACGCUGGCCAGGAGGGUGCAAGCAGAAACAUCUCCAGUGAGUCUGUGAAUUAUGUAUGUUCCAUUCUAUGCAUCCGAUGAAGUGGGCUGUAGCCCACGAAAGCUUAUGCUCUAAUAAAUUUGUUAGUCUCG
Messenger RNA from Trachemys scripta elegans, 7005 nucleotides. It is a transcript of the gene C5AR1, whose product is annotated as complement C5a receptor 1. NCBI's taxonomy places the organism in Eukaryota, Metazoa, Chordata, Testudines, Emydidae. Gene Ontology annotation, biological process: inflammatory response; complement receptor mediated signaling pathway; phospholipase C-activating G protein-coupled receptor signaling pathway. The coding region runs from base 2928 to 3998 and encodes 356 amino acids. The transcript has 2 exons. The record is from RefSeq and is a predicted model, not a curated record. Gene Ontology annotation, molecular function: G protein-coupled receptor activity; complement component C5a receptor activity. Gene Ontology annotation, cellular component: plasma membrane.